Messenger RNA from Lampris incognitus (smalleye Pacific opah), 1618 nucleotides. RefSeq names its product probable histone deacetylase 1-B. Lineage: Eukaryota; Metazoa; Chordata; Actinopteri; Lampriformes; Lampridae. The transcript has 14 exons. The record is from RefSeq and is a predicted model, not a curated record. Bases 33 to 1505 code for a protein of 490 amino acids. Gene Ontology annotation, molecular function: histone deacetylase activity.
CGCUGUUGUACACGGCGCGCUGCGGCACCAAAAUGGCGCUGAGCUCCCAAGGAACAAAGAAAAAAGUUUGCUACUACUAUGAUGGAGACGUCGGGAAUUAUUACUAUGGUCAGGGGCACCCCAUGAAGCCUCAUCGAAUUCGCAUGACGCAUAACUUGUUGCUCAAUUAUGGACUCUACAGAAAGAUGGAGAUAUAUCGCCCCCAUAAAGCCAAUGGUGAGGAAAUGACCAAGUAUCACAGUGAUGACUACAUCAAAUUCUUGCGUUCCAUCCGGCCAGACAACAUGUCAGAAUACAGCAAACAAAUGCAGCGAUUUAAUGUGGGUGAGGAUUGUCCGGUAUUUGACGGCUUAUUUGAGUUCUGCCAGCUGUCAACUGGGGGUUCUGUCGCUGGUGCGGUGAAACUGAACAAACAGCAGACUGACAUAGCUAUCAACUGGGCCGGAGGUUUGCAUCAUGCCAAGAAAUCAGAGGCCUCGGGGUUUUGCUACGUCAACGACAUUGUUCUCGCUAUUUUAGAGUUACUGAAAUACCACCAGAGAGUUCUCUACAUAGACAUUGACAUCCACCAUGGGGAUGGUGUGGAAGAGGCUUUCUACACCACAGACCGUGUCAUGACCGUGUCCUUUCACAAGUAUGGCGAGUACUUCCCUGGUACUGGAGACCUUAGGGACAUUGGUGCAGGAAAGGGUAAAUACUACGCUGUGAAUUAUCCACUGAGGGAUGGGAUUGAUGAUGAGUCAUAUGAGGCUAUAUUCAAACCUAUCAUGGCCAAAGUGAUGGAGAUGUACCAGCCCAGUGCUGUGGUUCUCCAGUGUGGAGCUGAUUCUUUAUCAGGAGACAGGCUUGGCUGCUUUAACCUCACUAUCAAAGGCCAUGCUAAGUGUGUGGAGUACAUGAAGAGUUUCAACCUACCCCUGCUGAUGCUGGGUGGAGGCGGCUACACUAUCCGGAAUGUGGCUCGCUGCUGGACAUACGAGACGGCUGUAGCACUGGACUCCUCCAUCCCCAAUGAGCUCCCAUACAAUGACUACUUUGAGUACUUUGGGCCGGACUUUAAGCUCCACAUCAGCCCCUCCAACAUGACCAACCAAAACACCAAUGACUAUUUGGAAAAGAUCAAGCAGCGUCUGUUUGAGAACCUGCGUAUGCUGCCCCAUGCGCCAGGAGUUCAGAUGCAGGCUAUCCCAGAGGAUGCCGUGCACGAGGACAGUGGGGAUGAGGAGGAGGAGGACCCGAACAAACGUAUCUCCAUCCGUGCCCACGACAAAAGGAUAGCGUGCGACGAAGAGUUCUCUGACUCGGAAGACGAGGGUGAGGGAGGCCGCAGAAAUGUAACCAGCUUCAAGAAAGCAAAGCGUGUUAAGACAGAGGGAGAAAAGGAGGCAGAAGAGAAAGAGAAGAAAGGUGAGGAGGAGAAAAAAGAGGUAAAUGAAGAAGAAAAGGUGCCAGAGGAGGAGAAGAUGGACACGUCAAAGCCAAAGGAGGAGUCCAAGACGCCUUGAUGGUCCCACCCCACCUAAAGGCGCCAGUACAACUGUUCACAAUGGAUCUGAAAAGAAGUUUUCAGACCUUGCAUCUUUCCAGGCUGCUGCAAUGGAAAUCCAUAAAGGAUCAU